This is a messenger RNA of Penicillium antarcticum, 2103 nucleotides long. RefSeq names its product fungal specific transcription factor domain-containing protein. Lineage: Eukaryota; Fungi; Ascomycota; Eurotiomycetes; Eurotiales; Aspergillaceae. Gene Ontology annotation, cellular component: nucleus. The annotation marks the transcript as partial. The transcript has 5 exons. The record is from RefSeq and is a predicted model, not a curated record.
AUGUCUCUCACAGAUGGUCGUGUGAGCAAGCGAUCCCAUCAAGCGUGUGAGAAUUGUCGGUCUCCGAAAGGAUAUUUGUCUGAUGGGGGGCGGACAGACGGAAGAAAACACGUUGCCCGGGAGAAAGGCCGGCGUGUUCAACUUGCACUCGCCUUCACCAGAUCUGUCAAUAUAGUAGAAAUGUUGACUCGGUGGAAAGACAUCCCGGCGGAGACCGAAUCUUGGUUGGUUCCACACCUGUCAAUAAUACAGCGGUAUGCAGAACUGAUCCUGGAUUCAGGAAGAUCGAUUACAGCAUAUCGAGGACAAAAUAGAAUUGAUGCUGGAGAGAUCAAUACUGGUACUCCGAAGUCAUUCUCAUGUGAGAAUAUACAUUCACAAGCAGCGUCAGAAUCUCCGCCGAGGAAGGUACAUCCAUCAGGCCUUGCGACUAGCCAGGAGAACCCUAGUCGCCUUGAAAAUGUUGCAGCACAAAUUAUUCCCCCUACUGAGGUCAUUUUCGAGUCAUUCGAUCUUUAUCGGCAGUAUUGCCACAAACAACCUUUGUGGCUUUUUGACGAAAGUGAUCUCUUAGCUCCCGAGAUAUACUCCCAGGAGAUCAUGUUUGGGAUACUCGGGCUUGCUUUACGUUAUUCCAACAAUCCGUUUGUAGAGGGGCGAGUGGAUGAACUGUGUCAACAAUACACUGAGGCAGCUCGUGGCAUUAUCAUGCUUAAAAUAGCGCGGGGGGGCGUUCAGCUUUCCACAAUUCAAAGUCUUUGUCUAAUCGCACUGGCAAAUUUCAUUGCAGAAGAAACUAAUAUGCAAAUAGGGGAUGAUGCGCGUAUGGCUUGGCUACAUAUUGGGCUUGCAACAAAUCUCCUGAAAUGUGGAGGGCUCGAUAUUGAAUUGCACAAAGACACGCGCACAAUAACGACAGAGGUACACCGAAAAUUAUAUUGGAGCAUUCAUCUCCUAAACCAACAGUACGGCCCACGAAACAUGCAAUUGGAUAUUUUGCGCGACAUUGGGCGACCCAGAUACAUGGGCGUCAACCGUUGUUCUAUGCGAGAAAUGGGAGUCUCUCCACCUCAGGUUCCUGAGGAACCGGGAGGCUCAACGCACAUUGAGGGUAUAUGGAUAUAUAUGGUGCAACUAUCAACUCUUUGGAGCGAGGUUCAACAUUAUGUUUCCCAUUGUGCUAGUGGCGAUCCAACACCUCCUUGGUCAUUAGAAUCAGGGUAUUCUGUCAUUGGGGCGCACCUCAUGAAUAUUGAGACAAGAUUCCCCACUCGUCACAGGUGGGACUCUGUCAGAUUCAUGGAUCACUCCAAAGAGACCAUACAUCAGAACCGCGGCUACUGGAGUCCCUGGGUAUAUCUUCAAUUUACAUAUCAUGCUAUACACAGCGUGCUGAAUCAUCCAUUCCUUUAUUCGUGGAGACCGCAGCAAUCUGCGCAGCUUGCGAUUCCAAACACAUUUUGGAAAACCUCAUCUGAGCUCGCUCUCAUUCAUACGACUUGGACAGUUCGCCUCAUUGAUAUGGUAUCUGAGAAAGAAUAUCAAGUCUCCGAUCCAUUUCUCGCUCACCUAGUAGCAAUUUCUGCAACAAUCCAUCUUUAUUAUUGUCGAGCAGCUGAUCCAUCGGUCCGGGAGUCUGCUCAGAGUAAACUGGAUGCUUGUAUGACCUUUCUAGGCGCACUUGCAGAUAGGUGGCCAAGCUGCAAGGUGAUAAAUAUACCGCGAAGAACCAUUUCCAUCAAUACUGCUCUUAUGUGGGACAUACUUCUCCAAACCUCUCCCAGAUCUUCCUCGAAUUCAUCGGGCGCGGGUCUUUUUGAUGCUUCUUUUUUUCAGGACGCCGAGGAGGCAAAUAACGAAAAAGAAACCGUCGAAACAGAGAUAUUUCAUCAUUCUACGAGGACUGUCGACACAUCAGAUGGGGGACAAGCUUUACCACCGUAUUCGAGUGUGGCACAAUUUGGGCCUUCUUCAAAAGACCUCAAUAAUGAUGCUGGACCAAUAGGAGAUCAAGUCUCCUCCACCAUGAUAACAAGUGACGAGUACCACGUCCCAUCGUUGCCAGAGACGAUGAUGUGGCCGGGACCUGGCUUUCGUGGAGAU